Messenger RNA from Synchiropus splendidus (mandarinfish), 4527 nucleotides. Its product is annotated as E3 ubiquitin-protein ligase RNF19A-like. NCBI's taxonomy places the organism in Eukaryota, Metazoa, Chordata, Actinopteri, Syngnathiformes, Callionymidae. Gene Ontology annotation, cellular component: cytoplasm; ubiquitin ligase complex. The record is from RefSeq and is a predicted model, not a curated record. Bases 511 to 3159 code for a protein of 882 amino acids. Gene Ontology annotation, molecular function: ubiquitin protein ligase activity; ubiquitin conjugating enzyme binding; zinc ion binding. The transcript is spliced from 10 exons. Gene Ontology annotation, biological process: positive regulation of proteasomal ubiquitin-dependent protein catabolic process; ubiquitin-dependent protein catabolic process; protein polyubiquitination.
ACGACAACAGCUAGCUGAAAGCUGUUUCCUCUGUUGUUCGUUGCUCCCUAUCGGAACUGAUAGGUGUGACCGUGGAAUGAGGAAAAUUUGUAGCAACUGUGUCAGAGAAGUACUUUACGGCAUGAUUUAGUGUCCUCCCGGGCUUCAAACUACACAUUCCCUGGAAAGAUAUUCUUCAUUUCGCCCCCUCUUGUCGUCUCUGGAACAAGUGUUUCUCGCAACAGACGGUUCUGUUGCACCAGUUUCGCCGAAAAAGAUUUCCACAUUUCCGCCAAAAUCCGACUAUUAGAUGUGACCACGAGGUUGAUCAGGAGAAGUCACCAUGUCUUAAACACAGACGGGCCCUCCGGAGCCCAGUCCCCUCACCCUGGACCCCCUACACCAUCCCCCAUUCACCAUCUCACCCCUUCCCCCAGCCCCAUACCGCUGCCAGAUUUCCCUGCUCAUGUGAGAGACAGGCUACCGAGCUCUGGCUCGCCAUUGGCACACCACUCCACUGCUGAUGGAGAGAUGAGCCUGCGUAAGCACCAGCAGUUGGGCAGUAGUAGUGGUGGGGGAAUGGGCUCCGACCGUGACCUGCAGUCCACUGCGUCCUCGAUCUCCCUACCUUCUGUGAAGAAGGCACCCAAAAAGAGACGCCUCUCUUUGGCCUCUCUUUUUCGACGACGGGGUAGGGAGUCAAAAUCAGGGCGCCAGAGAUCUCGAGAACUGCAGCACCCAGGGCACGGAGGGCUUGCUGGGGUGGAUGGUAUUGCGAGCAUUGAAAGUAUCCACUCUGAGAUGUGUCAUGAGAAGAAUUCUUCCAUCUCCCCUGGAGCUGGGACCCCCUUUGCUACUGCUGCCUCCACCUCAACUGCCUUGGGCCCAUCUUCUUCCUUGUCCUCGUUCUCCUCUAAGCUGGGAGGUGGAGCAGGACCAGAGCUACUGGAAUGCCCACUGUGCCUUUUGCGCCACUCUAAGGAUAAUUUCCCCGACAUUAUGACCUGCCACCACCGAUCCUGCAUCGAUUGCCUGCGACAGUACCUGCGCAUAGAGAUCUCAGAAUCACGCGUCAACAUAAGUUGUCCGGAGUGUUCAGAGCGCUUCAACCCACAUGAUAUUCGCAUGAUACUGGGUGACCGGGUGCUCAUGGAGAAAUAUGAAGAGUUCAUGCUCAGGAGGUGGUUGGUGGCGGACCCUGACUGCCGGUGGUGUCCUGCACCGGACUGCGGGUAUGCCGUGAUUGCCUUUGGCUGUGCCAGCUGUCCCAAGAUUACAUGCGGGAGAGAGGGCUGCGGCACCGAGUUUUGCUAUCACUGUAAGCAGCUAUGGCAUCCCAACCAGACCUGCGACGCUGCGCGGCAGCAGAGAGCCCAGAGUCUUCGACUGCGGACUGUCCGUUCUUCGUCCCUCAGCUACAGCCAAGAGAGUGGAGCUGCAGCUGAUGACAUCAAACCCUGUCCACGCUGUGCGGCUUACAUCAUUAAAAUGAAUGAUGGGAGCUGUAAUCACAUGACCUGUGCUGUCUGUGGCUGUGAGUUCUGUUGGCUCUGCAUGAAGGAGAUCUCAGACUUGCACUACCUAAGUCCAUCGGGCUGUACAUUUUGGGGAAAGAAGCCGUGGAGUCGGAAGAAGAAGAUUCUGUGGCAACUGGGAACUCUUGUGGGAGCCCCAGUUGGUAUUGCACUCAUUGCAGGCAUCGCCAUUCCGGCCAUGAUCAUUGGCAUACCCGUGUAUGUGGGGAGAAAGAUCCAUAACCGCUAUGAGGGCAAAGAUAUCUCGAACCACAAAAGAAACCUGGUGAUUGCUGGUGGCGUGACACUGUCAGUCAUCGUGUCUCCAGUGGUUGCUGCCGUCACAGUCGGCAUCGGGGUCCCCAUCAUGUUGGCCUACGUCUAUGGCGUGGUACCCAUCUCGUUGUGCCGUAGCGGAGGCUGUGGGGUCUCAGCAGGAAAUGGCAAAGGCGUCAGGAUAGAGUUCGAUGAUGAGAACGACAUGAACGUUGGUAGUGGGGCUGCUGCCACAGAUACCACAUCGGUGGCAGAUACAAGGAACAACCCAAGUAUAGGGGAAGGCAGUGUCGGGGGACUGACUGGCAGCCUGAGUGCCAGCGGCAGCCAAAUGGACCGACUGGGAGCCAUCAGGGACAACCUGAGCGAGACCGCCUCAACCAUGGCCUUGGCCGGAGCCAGUAUCACCGGCAGCCUGUCCGGCAGCGCCAUGGUCAAUUACCUAAGCAGGAUGGAAGUGCAGGCGGACGUGCAGAAGGACCGCUGCAGCCUGAGUGGGGAGUCCGGCACCGUCAGCCUCGGUACAAUCAGUGACAACGCUAGCACCAAAGCAAUGGCUGGUUCCAUUCUUAACGCGCACAUGCCUUCAGACAGAGAUGGCAACAGUGUGGAGGUCCAGGUUGACAUCGAAUCCAAACCCUGUAAACUGCGGCAUCACAGCGGCAGCAGCAGCGUUGAUGACAGCGGCGGCCAUGCGGGACGCUGUGGCUGGACUUGCUCCGCCAAUGGCUGCGCCUCCUCUGAGGGAAAAGGAGCGUCCGCCAAGUGGGCCAAAGAGGCCUCCUGCUCCUCCUCCUCCAGCUCAGGAGGGAAGAAGAGCAAAGGAAAACUUCGCAAGAAGGGCAGUGCCGGCACCAAGAUCAAUGAGACCCGCGAGGACAUGGACGCCCAGCUGUUGGAGCAGCGCAGCACCAACUCCUCUGAGUUCGACUCUCCGUCUCUGAGCGGCAGCCUGCCGUCAGUGGCCGACUCCCACUCCAGCCACUUCUCCGAGUUCAGCGGCUCCGACCUGGAGAGCAUGAAGACGUCCUGCAGCCAUGGGUCAGGUGGAGGCGACUACCACACGCGCUUCGCCACCGUCAGCCCCUUACCCGAAGUGGAGAACGACCGGCUGGAGACCUGCCCGGCGUCCUCCUCCUCUCCACAGGGACAAGGAGCCCUGGUCACCCCACACUCCCCCACCUCCUCCCUGGGCCUGGGAGCAGAGCUCUCCCCCCUCUGCUUCAUCACUGAGGAGAAUGUCAACCUGGUGUGCCCCGCUGAGCUGGACUCUCACAGCUACACUGGCCAGCUGCUGAAGGAAUCCAACAACAACACUGACCACCAAGCGGCCCAGGCCCCCCACAGCCAGCAGCAGCUGAAGAACUCCUGUAUACAGACAGACAUCUGACACCCUCAACCUCAAGUGCUGCACAGGACUUCCACCACUUACAGCUCCUCCAUGAGAGGUCCAGCUUUGCGGUAGUGUGUUGCUGCUGACCAUCCCUGCAGGCUGAGAUCAAACCACUGUGCCACUUGGGUUUCAUUUUGGCUCUUGAACGUGGCUGCGCCGCCCUGCUGGCACAUCCAUGUUUUCCAGAGGCAAAGGUUAACAGGGACCAGCCAGUUUUUAGUACAUAUCCCGUCUUUUCACCUCCAACCGCUCCUCACAGAAGAACCACCCUUCUGUAUUUACUAUUGCUUUCCCAUUGAAACCCUAUAUUAUUUUUUUAGAGCCCCCAAACGAUUUUGGCACUGAACUGGAUUGUUUUUUUGAUAAGCAUGUAGACUAUAUUGUGGCCUCUCAGUGGGGAGGCGAUGCUCCGCAGCAACCACUGAGUUUGGAGUCGUAGCCUCAAAGCCUUCAGAGGGCGUGGGUGCUGAGAUAUUUUACCAAUCGUGGGGGAGGGAGGGUGAGAACUGGUCUCUGGAAGGCCGUGGCUGUGGAGAUUACUCUGAAAGUCCUUAUUAUUGGUCAAUUCUGUGACAUUGUCGAAAGGAAAUGUUUGGUCCUGUUGAAGGCCGGUGGUUUCACUGAGCAGGAGAGGACUUUGAUCUUUUUGUUUACUCAUGGUGCCUUUAAGAAGCUGUUCUGUUUGCGUCUCUCUCUCUCUCUUUCUCUCUCCACUGUGUCUUCAAGCUCGUCUCGAUCGCAGAGCGGGGCACGGGCUCAUGCAUCUACCCACAGCAGACUGAGACUCUUGGUAAAUGAAGACUUCUCAAUUGCCUACCAAAGACAGCACUCAGGCUCUUGUUAGAUCUUAUACCACUCGUCUGUCACCUGUAGACACAGUGCGUCACCACAGCAGGGAGGGGUCACAACCCGGGAUCAUACUCAUGUACACGGCUAUUACUCACACAGCUCAGAAUCAGCCAACGCCCGCCAGCGGCUGAAGACACCUGCACUGUCUCAUGCGUUCUAACAUGGGGAGAGCCGGCUGAAUGGCUCUCUCUCCCCCUGCUGGACAGUCACUUGGUGGAUGGGUCAGACUGAGGGGAGGCUGCCUCUCAGCAGCCCACCUGCCAUCAGGUUGAAUCCGAUGCAGUUUGAGAAUUCUUGUGAAUGAUGCGGCGGCCAUUUUGGUUAUUCUUCUUCCCCGUUUCUCAUUAAUCACCAAAAUGUCUAAAUCCAGAUUUUUAACACUAGUGCCAGAUACAAUUGCAGAAUGGCAUAUGGUAUUUGUAUAUUUGUUUGGUAAUUUGCUUUAAUGUAUGCGUAUAAAUGCAUAUCGGAAAAUAAAAAAAAAAUCAGAGCACUGUUGGUUCCCUUCUUACCACA